CAGACUCACAGCUCUGGCAGUUGUGUCCCAUACUCCGUCUUGGGAAGAUGUGCUUGUGAAUUUCAGUGGAACAUUAAAUGAAAAUGUGUUUUACGUCGUGGCUUUCUUUAUUUUUACUAUUGGCAAGCUUACCAUCAGAUCAUGUGUUGGGACAGAUAAUCAGAGAUGAAGAUAGAGGCUCCUUCGCUGUAACAGACUUCGCUCGCGCCCGGUUCAAGGAUGGCGUUUGGGAAGAUGGCACGCGAACAUGUUCACCAGCGGAGUUUAGAUGUAAUAAUGGUCGCUGCAUCCCAAGAAAGUGGGUGUGCGAUUACCAAAAGGACUGUCAGAAUGGAGAGGAUGAGCAGCAGUCUUGUCCACCACCAGAAUGUCAGGAGGAACAGUUUGCAUGCAAUGAAUACAAGUGGAAUCACACUUACUGCAUCCCUGUCCACCAGCGCUGUGACAAGAUAGAUGACUGCACAGACAAGUCAGAUGAGAGUGGAUGCUCUUACCGGGAAUGCUUAUUUGAAGACCACAAGUGUGGCUCUGGGCUGUGCAUACCACCGACCAGAAAGUGUGAUGGUUAUUUUGACUGUCGUGAUGAGUCAGAUGAAGCUGGGUGCAACAUGACCUCUUGCACAAAAGACAAAUUUAGAUGUAAUGACUUAUGCAUAGAAAAAUCUCAGAAGUGUGAUCAUAGGAAAGACUGUGAUGAUAAUUCUGAUGAGGAAGACUGUGAUUUCCCAGCAUGUCAUGAGAACCAGUUCCGCUGUGCCAAUGCUCUGUGUAUUCCUCGCCGCUGGCACUGUGAUGGUCACAGUGAUUGUCCAGAUGACUCUGAUGAGCAAAAUUGUACUGCUAUUGCUUGUCCAGACUCAAAGUUCUUAUGCCCACAAGAAAAUCGUUGCAUUGAAAAGACCAAGCUUUGCGAUAGCCACCGAGACUGUAUCGAUGGCUCAGAUGAAACUACUUCAUGCUCUGCAGAACUGUGUCCAAGUUUGGGGUGUGAGUAUGCCUGCCGCACAUCUCUGGGAGGUGGAGAGUGCUACUGCCCUGUUGGAAAGCAAGUGUCUAAUGACACCAGAACAUGCAUAGACAAGAAUGAGUGUGAGGAAUGGGGCCACUGCGACCAGCUUUGUUUCAAUACUGAUGGUUCCUACUAUUGUAGAUGUACUGAAGGCUUUCAGCUUGAAGGCAAGACUAACUGCAGAGCAAUUACUGGAUCAGGAAAGAGCAAGAUGCUGCUCUAUUUUACUUACCAUGAUAAAGUUAUGAAGGUUGCAGAUUCCUAUGCGAGCAAUCCUGAAGUGGUGACCAAUGCUUCAUCAGCAUCAGGGUUAGAUUUCCACUACAAAAAAGACCUCUUGUAUUGGUCUGAUAUUGAGACUAGAAAGAUAUAUUCUCAAAGACUACGAGGAUCUGGAAACUCUGUAGAGACCACCUUGACUCUUCCUGGUUCCCUGACACCUGGAGCCUUGGCUGUGGACUGGGUGGGAGACAAGCUUUAUGUUGUGGACAUCCUGGGACAAAAGAUUGAUGUGUUUGAGAUCCUUGGCCGCUAUCAUGCUAUUGUUCUGUCCAACAACAUCACUGCCCCUCAAGAUAUUGGACUUGAUCCUACUUAUGGCCUCAUGUUUGUAGCCGACACCGACCGCAUCAUUCGUGCCAACAUGGAUGGAACAAACCUGCAGGAACUAAUAAAGGACGUAAUCUACAAGGCCUCGGGAAUUGCUGUUGACAUUAUUAGUCAGCGAAUCUUCUGGUGUGAUUCGCUUUUGGAUUACAUUGAAACAGUGACGUAUGAUGGCAAGGGAAGGACUGCCAUUGUCCGAGGAUCACCUAAUGUUCCAGCUCCUAAUCGGCUGACAAUGUUUGAGAGCAAUGUUUACUGGACAGACAGCACUCGGCAGGGAGUCAUUCGUGUACCCAAGUUUGAGGGAGCUAAUAGUAUUCAUGCAGUUUAUAGAGAUUCUGGAAAGACACAAGAUCCCAAAGCAAUCAAGGCAGUUCAUGCACUGAUGCAGCCAGCAGUCCCAAAUCCGUGUACAAAUGGUGGAGGAAAGACCAAUGGAGGGUGUGAUCACAUGUGUAUUGUGACUCAUGGAUCAAACAAUCUUGGGUUCCGCUGCGCCUGUGACAUCGGCUACAGAUUGAAUGAAGAUCAGAAGAGUUGCUCAAUGGUGACAGAGUUCCUGAUGUAUUCACAACAAAAAUUCAUCAAAGGUCAAGUUUUGGAUCCUGUAUCAGAGAAUUUUAAUGAUGCCAUCAAUCCAAUUGUGUCCAAGGCAGCAAGAUUUGUGGGCCUUGAUUUUGAUUAUCGGAAUGACUAUAUUUACUACUCUGAUGUGAGCCUGGAUGUCAUAUAUAGAGUGAAGAAAAAAGGAACUGGCCGUGAAAACUUGCUAGCUUCACAAAAUGAAGGUGUUGAGGGUCUGGCACUUGAUUGGGUCUCCAAAAACCUAUACUACAUCGAUAGCCGCAAAGGAACCCUCAAUGUCCUUCACACAGAAAAGCCUGACUUCAGGAAGGUUCUGCUGACAGGCCUGAGGCGCCCAAGAGCUAUCGUAGUCCAUCCCAAUAGAGGGUAUGUCUUUUACUCAGAGUGGGACCGUCCAGCUAAUAUCAGUCGUGCAUUCCUUGAUGGAACUAAUGUCAUGGUGUUCCGUAAUGUACUUCUUGGCUGGCCAAAUGGCCUGUCAAUAGAUUACAUCACAGACCGCAUCUAUUGGUGUGAUGCUCUGCUGGACCACGUGCAACAUGCAAACCUCAAUGGCACUGACGUGCAGACCAUCAGUUCACAGAGCAUCAGGCAUCCCUUCUCCCUUGUUAUAUAUAAUGAUUGGUUGUAUGUAACCGAUUGGCGCCGAGAUGCCAUCUUAAGGAUGAACAAGACCGAUGGCUCACAAGAAAAGGUUGUUGCUGAGGUUGCAGAAAGCAAUCGCCUGUAUGGCAUUCGUAUAUACAGCUUUAAGGCUCAAGAGAUAAUACCCAAUCACCCUUGUGAGAGCAGUGAUACAUGCGAGAAGUUCUGCUUCCCAGUUCCUGAUGGAGCUGGAAAGCUCAAAGCUCAAUGCGAUUGUCCAAUGGGAGAAAAAUUGAAUGCUGAUAACAAGAGCUGUGGAACUGAUCCUGAUGCUGACCCUGUAGAAGUUUCCUGUGCACCUUGGGACUUCCAGUGUGCCAAUGGAAGAUGCAUAGAGAAGUCUUGGGUCUGUGAUGGAGAUGACGACUGCCUCGAUAAUUCAGAUGAAGAACAGAACUGUACAAAUGUUACUUGUCGAGAGGAAGAGUUCCAGUGUUUGUCUCGAAAGUGCAUUCCUAAUACAUUUAGAUGUGACUCAGACAAUGACUGUGGAGAUUUCUCAGAUGAGACUGGCUGUCUCAAUAUGACCUGUGAAGCAUCUUACUUCCGGUGUGAUAAUGGCCGCUGUAUUCCACUCAACUGGAAAUGUGACUCUGAGAAUGACUGUGGUGACAGUUCUGAUGAAGGAGAAUUUUGUGCUAAUAAAACCUGUUCAUAUUUCCAAUUCACAUGUCCCAGUACAGGUGCCUGUAUACCUCAAGCCUGGGUGUGUGAUGGUGAUAAUGACUGCUAUGAUAACAAAGAUGAAGAGGGAUGUCCACCAAUUGCUUGUACUGCAGCUCAGUUCAAAUGCAACAACCAGAAGCAGUGUAUUCAUGAAUCCUACAAAUGUGAUGAGAUCCCUGACUGUGAUGAUGCCUCUGAUGAGCUCGGCUGUCCCACUGUUGAUCCUGAUGGUUGUAUUGAAGAAAAUCAGUUUAGAUGUGAAAAGUCAGGAAUCUGCAUCCCCAAGAGUUGGAAAUGUGAUGGAAAUCCUGAUUGUGAAGACAAGUCUGAUGAGCCAGAAACAUGUGGACAGGUGUCAUGUCCAAGCACACAUUUCCAGUGCAAAAAUAAGAAGUGCAUAUUCCACUCAUGGUUAUGUGAUGGUGAAAAUGAUUGUGGUGAUGGCUCUGAUGAAGAUAAUGUAGAGUCAUGUGGACAGCCAGUGUUCAGGUGUGGAUCUGGAAUGUGGGAGUGUGAAGGAGUGAUAAAAACUUGCAUUGAUAUCAUUCAAGUGUGUGAUGGCAAGAAAGAUUGUCCUAAUGGCGCUGAUGAAGGCCCUGGCUGCAAUGAACACAGUUGUGCAGGUGACAAGGCACUGGAAUGCUCAGUAAGGUGUCUGCAAACCCCAAAUGGAAGGGAAUGUAUAUGCAAUGUAGGUGAGAAGCUAGUGAAUGGCAGUGCCACAGCCUGUGAGGAUAUCAACGAAUGUGAUCCUCCAGGAAUGUGUUCCCAGACAUGCAACAAUGUGAAGGGCUCUUACAUAUGUUCUUGUGCUGAAGGAUAUACCUUAUAUAGUGACAAGAGGACCUGUAAAGCUAACAACCAUAGUGAAGCUUUCUUGAUCAUCAGUAACAGACGUAGCAUACUAAUAGCUGACCUGCAGCAGCGUAGCUUGGAGCGAGUACCAGUGCUUGUUGAAAAUGUUGUUGCAACUGCCUCUGACAUGAAGAACGGAACACUGUUCUGGUCUGACAUGAAGGCCAAGCAGAUUGUCAAACUGGAUAAAGGAAGCAAAAACAAUGAACCUCAAGUGCUUAUUGGAAGUGGUCUGGAUUUGGUCGAAGGCUUGGCAUAUGAUUGGAUCACUGGCAAUAUAUACUGGGUGGACUCCCGUCUCAAUGCCCUGGAAGUAGCGCGGCGUGAUGGUUCUCAGCGCAUCAUCUUGCUCAAUAAAAACAUCUCCCAGCCCCGAGGAUUAAGCCUUGAUCCUAUGAAUGGAGCUCGCUGGUUGUUCUGGACAGACUGGGGAGAAAAUCCUCGAAUUGAACGUGUCAGCCUCAGUGGACAAAAUCGAUCCGUCAUUAUUCAGACCAAGAUCUUCUGGCCCAAUGGUCUUACUGUGGACAUUCCCAACAAGAGGAUAUACUUUGCUGAUUCUAAGCUUGAUUAUAUUGAUUUCUGUUAUUAUGAUGGAAGUGGAAGGCAACAAGUUCUAGCACAGAGUCAUUACUUACUGCACCCACACUCCCUAUCAAUCUUUGAGGAUCAUGUCUACUGGACAGACCGUCAGCUGAAUAGAGUCCUGUCGGCUCACAAGUUCCGUGGUGACAAUGAAUCUGUUGUAUCACAUUUGGUGUCACAACCCCUGAGUAUCCAUGUACACCAUCCAGUGCUGCAGCCCAGUGAGGAAAAUCCAUGUGCCUCUAACCCAUGUGAACACCUUUGCCUCUUGAAAAACCCAACUGGAUAUUCCUGCUUGUGUCGCCCUGGAUUCCGUGCUGUAGGAGGAAAGUGUACUCCUGUGAACAUCGCAUAUCUGAUGGUGAUGAAGGGAAGCCAGAUUGUGGAUAUUGCACUGAACAAGCCUAAUGACAAGGGCUCUGCAGGAUUCCUGACCCCCAUUGUGGGAUUAGAGAAUGGAAUGCAGCUUGACUAUGACCGCAAGAACGGACGCAUCUUCUGGGUUGAAAGCAUAACAAAAGACAGUGAAAAUGGCACAAUCUAUACCAUGAGCAUUGGAGGUGGAAACCGUUCAACUUACAUGGAUCUUGGAAUAUAUGGCUCUCCUUACACAAUGGCUUGGGACUGGGUGGGGCAAAAUAUGUAUAUUGGAAAUCGUGUAGCCAACAACAUUGAAGUUCUUAAGUUUGAUGGCAAGAAAAAGUACCAGAGUGUCAUCCUUGACAAUAAUGGCACAGAAACAGGUGUAGCUCGGCCCAGAUCUAUGUGCCUUUUACCUUCGGAAGGGUUCCUAUUUUGGCUGGAUGAUGGAGGUGCUCUUGUACCUAUGAAGGUUGGAAGAGUUGGAAUGGAUGGUAGUAAUCCUACCAUCCUGCAUCGUCUUACAAACACAAGACCAGAGUUCAUUACUGUUGAUCUAACAAAGAAGAAAUUGUAUUGGUCGUCCAGUAAUAGAGCUAAGAUCAUGUCCAGUGAUAUAAAUGGUGAAAAUGUGAGAACCAUACUGAGUGAAGAUAACCACAUUGCACAGCCUAAAGCCAUUGCAGUUUAUAAUGAUAAUUUAUAUUACCUGGACUCGCUGUAUGAAAAAGUUGUGCGUGUGAAUCUUCCUGAUGGCAGCAACCCACAGGUGCUUGUUGAAAACACAGCUGAUCUCCGAUCCCUGAAGAUGUUCCUCUCACGGCCAAUUCCAAUCAACAAUCCUUGCUUGGUUGGCAAUGGUGUCUGUGAUCACAUCUGUAUCCCAAUGAUGAGUAAACAAAAAACUUCGCAUAGGACUUGCAGGUGCACCACAGGCUAUCAGGCCGAUGGUGAGAAUGGAUGCAAGCCUUACAACAAGUUUGCCAUUGUGUCUCAGUUGGAGAUGAUGCGCGGCUACAGCCUUGAUGGGGCUGGGGAGGCUAUGACCCCCGUUGCAGGCACAGGUCACAAUAUUCUCCAUGUUGACUUCCAUUAUUCCAAGAAAUACAUGUACUGGAUUGAAUUCAACCAAGGUGGCUUCAAUGGAAUCUACCGCUCAAGACCCAAUGGCUCAGAUCUGGAAGAUGUUGUUGUUACUGGUAUUGGUUCCAAUGGGAUCAGAGGAAUAGCAAUUGAUUGGAUUGCAAACAACUUGUACUUCACCAAUGUUUUCCCUCAUGAGACUUUUGUUGAGGUUUCUUGGCUUGACGGAACUAACCGAAUGGUACUGAAAAGUAUGACAAAGGAUUCUCCAAGAGAAAUUGCUGUAAAUCCAGUGAAGAAAUAUCUUUAUUGGCUGGAUUAUGGACAGUUCCCCAUGAUUGGAAGAGCUUACCUAGACGGCUCAAACUGGAAACCGCUGGUCACGUCAGGAAUAAGUAAUCCCCGUGACCUCACCAUUGACAUGUUCAGCAAUGACGUGUACUGGGUGGACUCUACUCUGGAUGCCAUCAACAAGGUCAGUUUUAAUGGAGGAAACAGGCAAUCCAUUCGUCGUAACUUGCCAAACCCAAUGGGCCUUGCACUUUACCAAGACCAUGUUUAUUGGAUUGACCGUAACCUCCGAACCAUUUUCCGAGCCUCCAAACAUCCUGGCAACACAACCCUUCCUGAGCGCUUCAAGACCAACCUGGGCAGUUUGAGAGAUAUUGCAAUCUAUGAUGGUAGUAACCAGCCCACCAAGGCUGAAACUCCCUGCACAACUCGAGGCAAUGGAGGAUGUGCUCAGCUAUGCUUCUCCUUCCCUGAUGAGGCCACACAAUCUGAGAGCAUGAGGUGUGCCUGUGCCUCAGGUGUCCUGGCCACUGAUAAACAAAGCUGUGAAGAUUCCAAGGAGUAUCUCAUAUUCACAACAAGAACAGAAGUCCGUAGCCUCUCCCUGAACCCUGAGAAGCACAUUGUGCCAUUUGACACAAUUAAUGAGGAUCUGACAAAUGUUGUAGGAAUUGACUUUGACUAUGAAACAAAAGAAAUGUUCUACACACAAAUUAGACCUAACACCAAAAUUGCUAGAAUCUCAAGCACAUCACCAUUUAAAUCUGAGACUAUUCUAAGUGAUGGAAUCAAUCCAGAAGGCAUAGCAUAUGACUGGACAUCAAAGAAGAUAUAUUGGACUGACUCUGCCAACAACAGCAUCUACUCCAUGAACACAGACGGCACACACGUGGUCAUGAUCAUACAGGUGGAACGGCCACGUGCCAUCGUCUUGGAUCCAUGCCGAGGGCACAUGUACUUCACUGACUGGGGAAGGUUUGGAACUGCUGGCAAGAUUUACCGUGCAACAAUGGCUGGAUCAUACAGAGAAGAGAUUGUUCGUGAUCUUUCCCAACCAAGUGGAUUGGCUAUUGACUAUGAAGAGGAAAUGCUGUAUUGGACUGAUGCUGUGAAGGAGCUCAUUGAAAGGUCUUACUUGAAUGGAACUGGGAGAGAAGUUCUUGUAUCUGCAACCAUCUAUCCCUUUGCUAUAACAGUGUACAACAACCACAUAUACUGGACUGACCUUCAGCUACGAGGAGUUUUCCGUGCUGAAAAGUAUACUGGUGGAGACAUGGUUGAGAUGGUCCGCCGGCUGGAUGAGUCCCCUAGAGACAUCCACAUAUUCUCAGCUGAUCGUCAGAAAUGUAGCACAAAUGUUUGUACAAUUAAUAAUGGUGGUUGUGCCCAGUCAUGUCACCCAAGUGUGGAUAACAAGCCUGAGUGCAAGUGCAAUGCAUCACUGAAGUUAGUCAAUGAAGACAAAAUGUGUGUACCACGAAAUUACAGCUGCAAUGCAAACAAUUUCUACUGUGCAAAUGGAAAGUGCAUAUCCCGCUUAUGGGCAUGUGAUGGAUCAGAUGACUGUGGUGACAACUCUGAUGAGAACAGAAACUACUGUACUUAUCACACAUGCAGCCCCAGUGAGUUCCGCUGCAAGAAUGGCCGUUGCAUCUUUUCAACUUGGAAAUGUGAUCAUGAAGAUGAUUGUGGAGAUGGAUCUGAUGAAGAAGGUUGUGAAUAUCCUCCCUGUGCAGAAGGAGAAUUCACAUGUGCCAAUCAUCGUUGCAUUCCAAUGUCACAGGUAUGCAAUGGUGUGAAUGACUGCAAAGAUAAAAACACCUCUGAUGAGAAUAGUGAUAGAUGUCCAAAAAUUACUUGCCCACCCAAUCACCUGAAGUGUGAAAACACAACCAUAUGUGUCGAACCUUACUGGUUAUGUGAUGGUGAUAAUGACUGUGGAGACAAUUCUGAUGAAGAUGAACUUCACUGCUCACACCGCAUGUGUCCUCCAAACAGCUUCAGGUGCCCCAACCAUCGCUGUAUUCCUGGCACGUGGCACUGUGAUGGGGAUGAUGAUUGUGGUGAUGGUGCAGAUGAGCCAGAGGAAUACUGUGAGCAGGAAGACCGCACCUGCUUUGGUGACCUCUUCACAUGUGAUAACGGAAACUGUGUACCAAAAAUCUAUAUUUGUGAUGGAGACAAUGAUUGCCUUGAUGGGUCUGAUGAAGGAGACAGACACAAAUGCAACAACCGUAAAUGUGAUGAAGAGACUGAAUUCACAUGUCACGCCAACAAGCAGUGGGGCCGUGCUAUGUGCAUUUUGAAGAGAUGGGUGUGUGAUGGUGACCCUGACUGUGUGGAUGGUGCUGAUGAAAACUCCACUGCUCUGUACUGUCCUCCACUAGAGAAAUGUAAUGAAAAUGAGUUCCAGUGUCAAAAUGGACGUUGUAUUAGUAAGGACUGGGAAUGUGACUUUGACAAUGACUGUGGAGAUGGUUCAGACGAAGGUAUAUCAUGCAACCAGAAGUAUCGAGAAUGUACAUCUGACGAAUUCAACUGCAGCAAUGCCAAGUGUAUCCGCAAGUCUUAUCAGUGUGAUGGAGAAGAUGACUGUGGAGACAAUUCUGAUGAAGUUAACUGUGAACCAGAAAAGAAGUGUGGAGCAGGAGAGUACCAGUGUAAAAAUGGAGAAUGUAUUCCUAUGAAGCUUGUAUGCAAUAAAGUCAAUGAAUGUUCAGAUGGAUCUGACGAACCACUUCAUUGUAAUGUUGAUGAGUGCGCUAAAGUAGAAAUGCAUCAGUGUGGACACAAGUGCAUCAACACUAUCAUUGGAUACGAGUGUGCUUGCAACACUGGGUACAAGUUGAUGGCUGAUGGUAAGGCAUGCCAAGAUGUGAAUGAGUGUAUAGAGGUGCCUGGAGUCUGCUCUCAGAAAUGCUUCAACACACCAGGGUCCUACAGCUGCAAGUGUAAUCAGACCUAUUACGAUCGGGACGCUGAUGGACACACCUGCAAGCGACGGGAUAAUGCCGAGCCAUGGGUGUUCUUUACCAACAAGUAUUAUGUUCGUAGGCUGACAACAGAUGGCUCACAGUACCUCUUAAUGCACCAAGAUCUGAGAAAUGUUGUAGCCAUGGACUUUGAUAAUAAGGAAGAUAUGUUAUACUUUGCUGAUGUGACUGCAAAGGUUAUAUAUAGAGCCAAGAUUAAUGGAACCGAGAAGGAGGAGGUUCUCAAACAUGACACCCAUGGUUUGGAAGGUCUGUCCAUUGACUGGGUUGGACGAAAGAUUUACUGGUUGGACAGACAUAGCAAGCAUUUAGAUGUGGCAGAACUGAAUGGCACAAACAGGAAAACUCUAAGAUCAAGUGGAAUCAAUGACCCAAGAGCAGUUGCCGUCCACCCAGGUAUUGGCUAUGUAUACUUCACAGACUGGCACCUCCAGACCUACAUUGGCCGCAUUGGUAUGGAUGGAUCAAACUUCUCUCGCAUUCUGAACUUUGACGACAAGAUCAUCUGGCCCAAUGCUCUCACGUUUGACUUCUUUACAGACAGAAUAUACUGGGCUGAUGCUCACCUUGAUUACAUUGCCUAUGCAGACCUUGAUGGUAAUAAUAAGCAUGAGAUAAUACGUGGUGCCCAAGUGCCUCAUGUCUUUGCUAUCUCUGUCUUUGAUGAUUAUAUGUACUGGACAGACUGGAAUCUCAAGGCCAUUCUCAAAGCCAAUAAAUUUACUGGUGAAGAUUUCCAGUUUCUUCGCAACACAACGCACCGGCCAUAUGAUCUUCAUAUCUACCAUCCUCUACGACAGAUACCUUACCAUAACCCUUGUGGAGAUAACAAUGGAGGCUGCUCACAUUUAUGCUUGCUGAAACCCACUGAUGGUGGAUCAGUAUCAUAUUCAUGUGCUUGUCCUGACCAGUUCUACCUUGCUCCGGACAAUAAAACUUGUAUCGCCAAUUGCACAAGAGGACAGUUCCGUUGCUCAGGAAGUGACGAUAAGUGUAUUCCCAUAUAUUGGAGAUGUGAUGGGGAGAAGGACUGCAAGGAUGGAACUGAUGAACCACCUGGUGACAUUUGUCCUGAGAGAAAGUGUCGCCCUGGGCAGUUCCAGUGUGAAGAUGGUCGAGGCUGUGUUGUUGCCACACAGUUGUGUGAUGGACAGAACGACUGCAGUGAUGGAUCUGAUGAAAGCAACUGUCAGAUAGAAUGUACCGAGCUACAGUUUAAGUGUAAAACAACUGGCAAAUGUAUAAACAUAGCCUGGAAGUGUGAUGGUGACAAGGACUGCAGGGACGGAUCAGAUGAAGACGACUGUGACAAUCGGCCAUGUGAUGAAGAAAGAGAAUUCAGUUGUAAAAAUGGCAAGUGUAUCUCCAAGCAAUGGAAGUGUGAUUUGGAUAAUGACUGUGGUGACCACUCUGAUGAACCAGCAUUCCUCUGCCGCCAGUUGAACUGUACAGAAGGAUGGCGAAGAUGUCCCGGCCGGACAAAUUACCGAUGCAUACCAGAGUGGCUGUUCUGUGAUGGGAAGGAUGACUGUCGAGAUGGCACGGAUGAACUGCCUGAGUAUUGCCCUAAAUGUCACGAAAAUGGAGAUUUCCAGUGCAAGAAUAAACGCUGCAUUCCCAAACGCUGGCUGUGCGACUUUGAGAACGACUGUGGUGACAAUUCUGAUGAAGAAGAAGAUAUGUGUCGCACCCAGUAUCGAGAAUGUUCUGAAAGUGAAUUCAGGUGUGGGAAUAACAAGUGCAUCCCCAGUCGAUGGCGCUGUGAUCAUGAUAAUGACUGUGGUGAUAAAUCUGAUGAAGAAAACUGUGGUGAACAUAAAUGCCGGGAUGGUCAAUACCAAUGUUCUUCUGGUCACUGUAUUCAAAGUCAUUUCCAAUGUGAUGGUGAGCGUAAUUGCCACGAUCUAAGUGAUGAAUUGGACUGUGCUCCUCGCUAUCCGGGUGAGCGCUACUGUCCAGCUGAGAAAUUCCAGUGUGAUAACCAUCUUUGUGUGGAGAUGCGUGACCUGUGUGAUGGAAGUAACGACUGCUAUGACAAUUCUGAUGAGCGUGAAAGCUUGUGCAGUAACUACACAUGCAACACACUGCGACGCUUCCAGUGCAACAAUCACAAGUGCAUCCCCUUGUAUCAAAAGUGUGAUGGAAAUGACAAUUGUGGUGACGGUUCUGAUGAAAACAACAUGACUAUAUGCUCGUCGUCACGCUCCUGCAUAUAUGAUGAAUUCCGCUGUGCUAAUGAAAAAUGCAUUGAUAUGAGCAAAGUCUGUGACCAUGCUGAUGAUUGUGGAGACUCUUCAGAUGAACUUGGUUGUCAUACAUCCUCAAAUUGUACUGUAGGAGGAUGCGAGCAGAAGUGUAUGCAGCUUGAGGAUGAUGGCUAUGUUUGUCAUUGCCUGCGAGGAUUCCGCAUUGCUCCAAACAACCCAAAGAAAUGUUUAGAUAUUGAUGAAUGUGAAGAGUUUACACACAAUUGUUCACAGCUCUGCACCAAUCUUAAUGGAACACAUGCUUGUUCUUGCCGUGAAGGUUUUGAAGCAAAGAUUAAUGGAGUGUGCAGGCUGAAAGAGGGGUCAGUGACCCUGAUUUACUCUGAUAGCCCAGAAAUCCGUACCUUCAAUGUGACAUCAGACACAGCAAGUUAUGUCAUCAAGGGUGAUAGCAUUGAAUCACUAGAUUAUGAGCCAAAGUCUGGUAUAGUAUACUGGACUGAUUCCUAUGGAAAGACAAUCAAAAGGUCAUACCUUCCAGGAUCUCCUGAAAGAGCAAAUGUUACAAUGGGCUAUGCUCAGAACUUGGAAAUCAAAAGCCGAGCUAAACCAACUGGCUUAGCAGUUGACUGGGCAGGCAUGAACCUUUACUGGAGUGAAACAGAUCGUACAGGAAAUAAACCAAGGGGAUCCGUCUUGGUUGCUACACUUGAUGGACGCUAUCGCCACUCUGUCAUUGCUACCGGUCUUGAAGUUCCUACAUCUGUUGUCGUUGACCCAGAGCAUGGGUACAUGUUCUGGACAGAUAUUGGUUCAAUUCCAAAAAUUGAAACCUCGUGGAUGGAUGGCAGCAAAAGACGCAUUCUUGUGUCAGAUGCAAUUAGCCAGCCUACAGGUCUUUCAAUUGACUUUGCAAUGGAUCAUACUAUAUACUGGGUAGAUGCAAAAUUAAAUAAGAUUGAAAUGAUGCGUGAAGAUGGCACUAGGAGAACGCUUGUGGCCUCUGGAAACUCCCUGAAACACCCUCUUGCCCUGGAUGUGUUUGAAGCAAGCAUAUACUGGGUAACCCGUGACUCAGGAGAAAUAUACAGCAUGGACAAGUUUGGUAGAGGAGUUCCAGUAAGGCUUCCUGGAGAAUUUGCAAACCCAUCAAGUAUCAAAGUCUUUGCUGAUAUGAGAUACAACACGAGCACAAUGAGCAUAUGCCACAGAGAUACUCCAUGCAGUCACCUGUGUCUCAUUGUACCUGGUGGUUAUAAAUGUGCCUGCCCAGACAACAAGGGUGUUAAGAACACCUAUCCAAAUUGUGAUGCUCCACAUGAGGCCAUUAAACCAAGACCUCUGGGAUGUAGGUGCUUGAAUGGUGGUGUCUGUGUGCUGGACAACACCAGUGCCCUUCAGUGUAUAUGUCAAGAAGGUUAUUCAGGAGAACUUUGUGAAACUUAUGUAGCUAGAAGCUACAUUCCUCAAGAAUCUUGGGCAGCAGCAACUGUAGUUGUGCCCAUUAUUUUAAUAAUCCUAGUGUUGGCAGCAUUGGCUGCCCUCUACGUCUUCUUCAACCGCAGGCACAUAACGUUGAAGGGCCGUGGCCUUCCUGGUUCCAGUGUUGUGUUUAGACAAGGAACUAACGUAGAAAUUGGACCACCCUCAUUUAUGGCACCAGCUGAGGGAUCUAAUGGGGUGCCAAUAGAAGGAGAUGUAAAUCUUGGUGAAAUGGCAAACAAGAAUCACAACUUUAGCAAUCCUAUGUAUGAUGCCAUGGGAUCCAUGGAAGGAGCUGCACCAGAACAGACAAACAGCAAAGGUCUAUAUGAAGUGCCUUUAGACACCAGCAAGAGUAAGAAUUACAACUUGGAAAGCCAAGAGAGUAGUAAUGGUACAACUCAGCCUCCUGCUCUUGCUGUCCUCUCACCAUCAGCUAUGAUGCAAAAAGCUUCACCUAACAUACAAAUUCGUAAAAAGGAGCUAAGUCCAUCCAGUAAUGACACUGGCAAGGAUACUCAGAAACUGGUAGUGGAGGAUGAUAACUCUGAAUGCUAAGACUGUAUGCUGUGUUGUGUUAUAUGCAGAACUUGUUAUUAGCCAUUACAGUGGUACCGACCACUACCUGUGCUUAGGGAUACCGUCCCACAGUGAUUUUUUACUGUAAUAAAUUACCAAAUCAAUACAUGCAACUACUGUGCCCCGUGUGAAUGAUCCAACAUAAAAUAUCCAUUGUUGCCAUUCUAUUUCUAAAAAAAAAAUACAAAAAAAUUGCUGCAGUACAUCUAAUUUUUUUACACUAAUAUUUCAAUCAGACAUGGUGCUGAGAUCAUGGUGAAUAGUUAAUAAGUAUGUGAUUCAAAUUUCUAAUGUCAAAGGUAUUAUGACUACUGCUGCAUGGGAUAAAAAGCUGAUUAUUUCAAUGCACCAUGUAGAUGAGAAGUAUAAUAUAUUUUUACACAAAUGUUUAGACUUGUUAUAUUUAAUUAUUACACAACAAAGUGAUAUUUUAGGGCUAAAACUUUUUGGUUUGAAAAUGGCCCAGAUUACUUUAUAGUUAACAAAUUUCCUAUUUAUACCACAUUAGUAUAUUGUUCCUCUAGAGGCAUUGAUUGACAAAAUAUUUCAUAUGAAAGGACAUGUCUAUUUUAUAAUGAAGCAAAGCCGUCCAUUAUAAAUGUGUGUAUGAUACAUUCCAUAUGCUAGGGUUUAUUAUUGUACUUAUUUAAAAAGAUACAUUAUGUACAGUAUUUUGUUAAGUAUGGGAUUGUGAAUGAUGCCUAAUGAUCAUAUAUGAUAAAAAGCAUACUAUGUUUGUGUGUUCUGAUGAAAUAUUGUACCCACUCCAGCCCCCAAUCCACCUUAAGGCUAAAUACACUGAACACCAAUGCUUUUACAUGGGAGAAAUGUUUCCUAUGACAUUUAUGUAAAUAUCUAUCAUAAUGUAUAUAUUUUAGUCUUGAUUUUUCGCACCUGAUCGAGAAGGAUCUACUUUAUUCCCAACAUUUGACAUUAGUUUGGUGUUAAAAAGUGUUAUUAAAAUGCCUGUGAAA
This is a messenger RNA of Portunus trituberculatus (swimming crab), 14920 nucleotides long. RefSeq names its product low-density lipoprotein receptor-related protein 2-like (gene mgl). Gene Ontology annotation, molecular function: calcium ion binding; protein binding. The record is from RefSeq and is a predicted model, not a curated record. NCBI's taxonomy places the organism in Eukaryota, Metazoa, Arthropoda, Malacostraca, Decapoda, Portunidae.